AUGGCCCUGGUUCGUGACCCCGCCUUCUGGCGUCGCUUCUCGCGCGCCAUUCACAUGGACGAGGAAGCAAAGUCUUCGGAGAAUAAAGACGGAACUUAUAACUCGGAUACAUGGAUCCAAAACCAACGACGAAAAAGCCGUCGUUCGAUAAUCUGCGGCGUGGUUCUCGUCGUCCUGGUCGGCUUGCUGAUUGCCGCCGUGGCCGUUGUUCUGUGGUACUUCAUAUCUCAUGAUUGGCUGCGCGACCAUAAAGAUGAGGACGGAGAUACAUCUUCGUAG
Molecule: messenger RNA, 279 nt
Organism: Aspergillus melleus
Lineage: Eukaryota; Fungi; Ascomycota; Eurotiomycetes; Eurotiales; Aspergillaceae
Exons: 2
Coding region: 1-279 (92 amino acids)
Source: RefSeq, a predicted model, not a curated record